This is a messenger RNA of Aphis gossypii (cotton aphid), 657 nucleotides long. RefSeq lists its product as uncharacterized. The record is from RefSeq and is a predicted model, not a curated record. NCBI's taxonomy places the organism in Eukaryota, Metazoa, Arthropoda, Insecta, Hemiptera, Aphididae. The transcript is spliced from 4 exons. The coding region runs from base 1 to 657 and encodes 218 amino acids.
AUGAGAAGUAUAAUUAUACUCCAAAUUGAGUACUUAUUAAAACUUACAAAUAUCGAAGGAAAAUUUCUUUAUUUAAUUCCACGUAAAACAUUUAUUCUUGGAUUUGCUGUAGCAGUUAAAUCAAUAUUUAGCAUAGCAGAUGAAUUGUUUUAUACUACUGAAUAUAAGUACAUCCUAACAUACAAGUUUUCCCAGGACCACCUUGAAAUGUUUUUCUUGAAAAUAAGGCAGAGUUUUGGAAACAAUAAUAAUCCAAAUGCUUUAGAACUGUUAACAGCUUUGAAACAAAUCCUUUUAAAAAAUUCAAUUUCUUCAUCAUAUGCUGCUAAUUGUAUUGCACUAGAUAACACAGGUUCUGAAAGUGUUUUUGAGAUACGCUGGGCGAAAAAAACAUUAGUAGACAAUGUUAUUGAAGAAGAAGAAAAUGAAAAUUUAUCAAAUUUUCUGCCUUAUUUUGAUAAUUUUGAUUUAGUGAGAGACAAUAUUUUAUAUUAUAUUCGUGGAUUUAUCGUUAGAAGUGUCUAUAAAAAAAUUGAUUGUCAAACUUGUGCCAAUAGUAUGAUAGAAAAUGAAUCUGAACACAGUUAUAGUCAUAAAUAUCCCCAUUCAAAAAAUAGAGGAGGAUUAAUAAAAAGUUCAAAGAAUGUGGUAGCUUAA